GAACCGCUGCAGAGCUUCUUACUUUAGAUCAAGAUAUACUUCUUAUCUGUGUAUAUUACCACAGAUUUAUCGACAAUAAUCAGCUGAACGACAAAAAACACAGUCUAUCAACAUAUCGCUGGAAUUUGUUUGAUUCUAUCAUUUAACAGAGCAUAAAAUGGUAUACCUAAUGUAAUUCUUGAUUCGGAUAAGUCUGUGUUGUCACCUCUACAGUGAUAGUAGGAUUUAUAGCAAAAAACCAAUCAUGAAAUCAUUAAAAAAUUUAGCUGAAGCAUGUCCUGAAGAACAGAGUAGAUUCUUCAGUUCCUUCGACCAUUUUUUAACUGAUAUGGAUGGGGUCAUAUGGAUUAAUUACAAACCCCUUCCAGGUGCAGUUGAAUUCAUUAAUAGCCUUAAGAAACAAGGUAAAAAAAUCCGAUACAUCACCAAUAACGGUUUAGCAUCAGUCGGGAGCAUAUGGAACGUUUUGAAAAAGAACAAAUUCGAUGCAGAAAUCGAUGAUCUGGCAACACCGAUCACAUCCGGCAUCGCCUAUUUAAAGCAGGAAAAUAUUAAGAAGUCUAUUUUUGCUGUGGGCACUAAAGAAUUCAAGGAGGAACUGAGGAAAGCGGGACUAAAAGUAUACCCAGAUCCACCUCAAGAGAUCGACGAAGCUAUACCAAGUUUGCUAGAACAUUUGCGAGACGAUGAGAAUGUUGGUGCAGUUUUUUUCAAUUUUGAUCCGAAUUUGACAUUCGUCAAGAUGCAAAAAAUGGCGACUUUCCUGAAGAGAGAUGACUGUCAUUACAUAACUGGCCCUGGAGACAAAUAUAUUCCUGCUGGACCUUUGGGGCCGAUUAUAGGUAAUUAUCACAAUAUUCGAUGUCUCGAUGAAAUUAGCGGCAGAAAAUCAACACCAAUAGCCAAGCCAUCGCAGUUUUUCGCAGAUUCCAUUACUGAAAGAUUUGGAAUAUCAGAUCCGAAACGAGUCCUUUUUGUUGGAGAUUCGAUACCCGAAGACAUGAAUAUGGCUGCAACUGCCGGUUUUCAAAAGCUCCUGGUUUUGACAGGACUUGCCAGUAUACAGGACGUUCGAUGCUGGCAAUACCCCGAAGAAUAUAAGCCGGAGUAUUACGUAGAAAGUUUAGAUGUACUGAAUAACAUUUUGAAAUCGUUAAAUGUACAGAGAGAGACGAGUAGUAACUAAUAAUUUCUCAUUGCAUAUAUAUAAUAUCUUUUAUUUGUAAACAAAGCGUGAUUUGAAUCAGUAUAGACAUUGACUAUGUAUAAUAUUAUUUAAAUAUAUGAAUGAUGAAAAACUUCUGAGCUGUCUAGGAAUA
Molecule: messenger RNA, 1319 nt
Organism: Phaedon cochleariae (mustard beetle)
Lineage: Eukaryota; Metazoa; Arthropoda; Insecta; Coleoptera; Chrysomelidae
Source: the annotation of a GenBank genome assembly